Molecule: messenger RNA, 644 nt
Organism: Hydra vulgaris (swiftwater hydra)
Lineage: Eukaryota; Metazoa; Cnidaria; Hydrozoa; Anthoathecata; Hydridae
Source: RefSeq, a predicted model, not a curated record
UCUCUAGACUGGACUGUGCACUUAAACGUUAGUAAUUUAAAAAAAAUGAAAGUAUUUACUUUUAUUUUUUUGUUUUGUUUACAACGUACAUUGUGUAAUGUAAGAAAAACUAGAGAGGCAUGCGUUAACAGAGUUGCGCACGAAAUAGAUAUAGUCCAAAUUAUAGCGGAAACUAGUAAAAUUCUUAUCUGCAACAAUGGACUUGAAGAAUGGUUAUUGAAAACUGAUUAUACCAUAGAUUCUCCUUGUGCAAAGGAUGUUGUUCCAUCGGCCGAAUAUCGUUCAAUAUAUGCGGUUUGUGUUCAAAAUGUUCCGACAAUAUGCUAUAAAGGGGAUGGCUUAACACUAAUUAAUUGGCUUCAUCAUCCACAUAAUGCAGCAACAAACGUUAGAGCUUUGUUUCCGCAUUUGUAUAAUAAACCAAAUAAGCAAGAACAAACCAUUGAUGACAAAAUAUAAAAAAAUCAAAAAAUAUUUCAACGGGUCACAAAGUGCACAUAUUGGAGCACAAUAAGUUCUUCCCUUUAAAACACGCUGUAGAAAGUUUUACGUAAACGAAAACGAUACAACAUAGAGUCAUAUGGUUAAUUUUUGUAUUAAAGUCAAUUAAAAUGUCUUUAAAUAAAAAUUAGUUAUUAAAUAAA